Messenger RNA from Ornithorhynchus anatinus (platypus), 888 nucleotides. It is a transcript of the gene PSMB11, whose product is annotated as proteasome subunit beta 11. The record is from RefSeq and is a predicted model, not a curated record. The transcript has a single exon. The coding region runs from base 1 to 888 and encodes 295 amino acids. NCBI's taxonomy places the organism in Eukaryota, Metazoa, Chordata, Mammalia, Monotremata, Ornithorhynchidae. Gene Ontology annotation, cellular component: proteasome core complex. Gene Ontology annotation, molecular function: threonine-type endopeptidase activity.
AUGGCUCUGCAGGGUGUGUGUGGCUGGCAGGACCCCGCCUCCGCCCGCCCCCGCCUCCCCGGGCCGGAGGAGGGCUGGGCCGUGCCCCCGGGGUGGGACCCGUCCUCCUUCCUGGGGACCCCGGGCUUGGACCUGGCCCACGGCACCACCACCCUGGCCUUCCGCUUCCGUCACGGGGUCAUCGCGGCCGCCGACACCCGUUCCUCCUGCGGCCAGUACGUGGCCUGCCCGGCCUCCCUCAAGGUCAUCCCCGUCCACCGGCACCUCCUGGGCACCACGUCGGGCACCUCGGCUGACUGCGCCGCCUGGUUCCGGGUGCUGCAGCGGGAGUUGCGGCUGCGGGCCCUGCGGGAGGGCCGGCUGCCCAGCGUGGCGGGGGCGGCCAGGCUCCUGGCGGGCAUGCUGCACCGCUAUCAGGGCCUGGACCUGUGCGUGGCCACCGUGCUGUGCGGCUGGGACCGCUCCGGCCCGGCCCUCUUCUAUGUCUACAGCGACGGGACCCUGCUGCCUGGCACCGUCUUCUCGGUCGGCUCCGGCUCGCCCUACGCCUACGGCGUGCUGGACCGCGGCUACCGCUACGACAUGGAGCCCCACGAGGCCUACGCCCUGGCCCGCCAGGCGGUGGCCCACGCCGCCCGCCGGGACGCCUACUCGGGGGGCUCGGUCGACCUCUAUCACGUUCGGGAGAGCGGCUGGGAACACGUGUCCCGCCAAGAUGCCUGCGUCCUGUACCGGGGGCUGCAGGAGACCCCGGGGCCGGCCCCUCCGGGCCCCGAGCCCCCACCCGCGGACGAGGCCGACCCAGGGGAAGGACCGCUUUCCACCCCCGGGAAGCCGGGGGAAGACCCGGGGGACCUGGGAGAGGAGGGGGCCCCGAGAGCCGAUUAG